UCGCGCAGGCGUAGUCGUGGCUCCCAGGCCUCAGGAGCCCGGCAACUACACCGGGAAGGAGACGCAGGCGCACUCGUCUGGCCAUGCCUUUGCGGGUGUGGAGAUCCUGAGAAACCGGCUACCCACGCUUUCCCUGUGUGAAAGCAGGAACAGCUCCCCACCCCAGGACUAGGUGUCUACAUCUUUCAAAAUGGUGGUUGCGAAGUCGGAGACAGGCGGGGCUGCUACCUCUUACUUUCGUGCAGCCAGAUCGUUGCCCUCGCUGGUCACAGUCCUGGCGCUGGGAUAUUUCGGGGGUGCUGUCUUCUGGCCUGAGAGCAUUCCUUACCAGAGCCUCGGGCCCCUGGGUUCCUUCACUCAGUACUUGGUGGACCAUCAUCACACGCUGCUGCACAAAGGGUAUUGGCUUGCCUGGCUGAUUCACUUGGGAGAGUCCUUGUAUGCCAUUGUGUUGUGCAAGUCUAAAGGCAUCACGAAUAGCUGGACUCAACUACUCUGGUUCCUACAGACGUUCCUCUUUGGGAUAGCAUCUCUCAACUACUUGAUUGCUUAUAGGCCAAGACACCAAAAGCAAACUUAAAGAAGAUAUUGUCGACUGAAAUAAAUGAGAGUUGAGAGUUAUGUUUCAUUUGGCGGGAGGACUCGAGCUGGGAUGACAGCCUCUCAGAUGGCUCUGAGGGACUGCUCCAAAGAGGUAGGGGAGGAGCUAGGAUGUAUAGGAGCUUUACAACAAAGACCAGGCAGUUGGAACAAUAAAAGCUUACUUACUAGCUAAAGAAAACCAGGCAUCUCAAGUUAAAGAAUUUAGUGCUUUUCUAUGUAUGGGAGGAAGCAAACACUGGGCUCACUGAAUUCAUUCCUUUGACAAGCAUCUAGCUAUCUAGGGCCAUUAUUUUGUCCUUUAUUAUUCUGAGUCUGCUCAGAGUGCACCAUUGUGAGUGGCUGCAGAGGCUGGGCAGCAGGCUUGUCUUCACUGGGGGGGGGGGGUGACUUGAUGGUUUCAGCAUUCUUUGUUUACUGAUAACGGUUUGCAAUAUUUUUCAUUCACAGUACCCCUGAAACUAAUACAAUGUUGUAAAUCAACUGUGCUUCAAUUAAAAAGUAAAUAUAUAGCAUAUAAAGUUUCUAGGGAAAAACAAAAAAGAAAAAGAUACUCAAAAGCUUUCUCUACACAUUGACAUUCAUCCUUACCUUUUUUGGGUGGUGCUGUGUUUACUUGAUCUUUCCACUUUCUAGAAAGCUAAGACCCUCUAGUGAUUCAUUAUUCUUUCAUCUGCUAUGGUUAAGCUUGAGUAGAUAAGGACAAGGUUUGAGCUUUCCAGUUCUGCAGACUAACUUACUUGGCAGGGGGUUUCCAGCUACCUCCUGAGGUCCCUGGCUGUGUUGGUUUUCUCCCUGUCACCUGGUUUAAGCUGUGAAGGAAAAGCCCAGCUGGGCUAACGAGCUAAGUCACAAAUCUAAGUGUGAUAAGUGUCGGUUUACUGAUCUAAGUUCUGCUGGGCUAACUCAUAAAUCUGAAGUUUAGUGUCAGUUUACUGGGCUAACAAGCUAACUCGUAAAUCCAAGCUCAACAAGUGUCAGUAACGUGAUCUGUUCCAAAUUGAUAAGCUCCAGUGUACUGAUUCCUUGCUUUUUGUUGUUUGAACCUUAUUGGCUAAUAGCCCCAUACUUGUAAUUAACCCUAUAAAACCUCAUGUGCACGUCUUGGAGGUGCUCAGAGCUUCGGAGCAGAAGCCCCUCUGAGCCCGCCGGCGUAAUAAAUCUGAGUACUCCAA
Camelus dromedarius (Arabian camel) is the source of this 1775-nucleotide messenger RNA. It is a transcript of the gene TMEM254, whose product is annotated as transmembrane protein 254. The transcript is spliced from 4 exons. Lineage: Eukaryota; Metazoa; Chordata; Mammalia; Artiodactyla; Camelidae. The record is from RefSeq and is a predicted model, not a curated record. The coding region runs from base 191 to 580 and encodes 129 amino acids.